Messenger RNA from Daphnia magna, 2824 nucleotides. It is a transcript of the gene tral, whose product is annotated as protein LSM14 homolog A-A. Bases 166 to 1956 code for a protein of 596 amino acids. The record is from RefSeq and is a predicted model, not a curated record. Gene Ontology annotation, cellular component: P-body. Lineage: Eukaryota; Metazoa; Arthropoda; Branchiopoda; Diplostraca; Daphniidae. Gene Ontology annotation, molecular function: mRNA binding. The transcript has 9 exons. Gene Ontology annotation, biological process: P-body assembly; cytoplasmic stress granule assembly.
AAAGAAAAAGAAAUCUUCUUAGAAAUUGGCGUUCUGAAAAUUUUCCAUUCAGCUGUUCGAGCACCGGUGCGACGGAUUCGAUUAAGGCAAAAGAAAAGAAAGAUUUAUCCGAAUUCAUCGAGUUGGAACGGAAAUUGUGUAGCCAUUUAAGGCUGAAUUUCGAAAAUGAGUAAAGCUAUGCAGUUGCUAGGCAGUAAAAUUAGUUUAAUCUCCAAGUCAGAGAUCCGUUACGAAGGGAUCUUAUUUACGCUGAAUCCCAACGAAUCCACUUUGGCUUUGGCUAAGGUGCGUAUGUUUGGAACAGAAAAUCGACCUACAGAUAACCCUGUUGCUGCAAGAGAUGAGGUGUUUGAAUUUAUUAUCUUCAGAGGUCAGGAUAUCAAAGACAUUCGUCUUUGUGAACCACCUGCACCACAACCUCCUAUUCCUGGAACACUUCCAUAUGAUCCAGCCAUUGUUCAGCAUUCAGUCCCUGGUGUUGGAUCUCUUGGAGCAACAGGACUUCAACAGGCAACUGGACUUGCUGGUAGCAUCAUGAGGCCAAAUUUUGGACCAUUGGGUGGUCUGAAUCCCUAUCCAAAUCUAGAUGGUGGGGCUACUGGUGGCCCCCUAGGACAGCUAGGAAAUCUUAUGGCACCAAGCUUAGGUGCAGGGCUAGGAGGUUUAACUGGUGGACUUGGACUGAGUGGAGCCGCCGCUGUUGCUGCAGCCAGUGAGUUACCCCUUUCCCCUCACGGGGAAAUGCCCCCUCACCCGGAUCAUUUGUCCGAGGCAGACCAAGAUUUGUUGGGGGGAGUGGGAAGAUCCAAUAACUCAACGCCAGUGGGAGGUGCAUCAGGAACAACAAGCCAGGCUAGAAAAUCACCAUUGCUUGGUGACAAGGAAGAUCAACGGACAAGUAGCCGUGGAUCGGGAGGUGGCGGUCGAUCUCAACAGAACGAUAGAAGCCAGCAACAGCGAGGGGGAAAUGGUAGAUCAAAUUCUCGUGGACGAGCACGUGGAAACAAUGCUGGAGGUAGUCAGAAUGUUGAUCGUAGAGAUGGUAACCGAUCUCAGGGGGGGCAUCCGCAAGGUUCGUUCAAUCGAUUUGCAAGCAAUUUCAAUAAUCGAUCCAAGGGGCCUCUAAAAUUUGAUGAAGACUAUGAUUUUGAAUCUGCUAACGUGAAGUUUGAAGAACUGAAAAACAAAAUGGGUAAAAUGAAGAUUGGUGGUGACACCGUACUUGUUCUUAGCGGUCCUCCUGGAUCUACCGUAGAAGGGGAGAAGAAGGAGAAAACAGAAAGCGAGCUCACCGAAGCAGUUACAAAUUCAGGUGAUGGCGAAGCUUCGACAGAAGCUUUGGUUUCGGUUUCACCUAACGACGAUGGUAAAGCACCCGAAUCUCCAGUAAAGCCCAUCUGCUACGAUAAGACGCGCUCUUUCUUUGACUCCAUCAGUUGUGAGGCUGUAGAACGCAGCAAGGGUAGCAAUACACAGCGGACAGAUUGGCGUCAAGAGCGAAAAUUGAACGCGGAAACCUUUGGAUUGCCGUUUAACCAGCGCAGAGGUGGAUUCAACCGUGGAGGCGGUGGUGGACGAGGUUACUACGGAGGGCGAGGAGGCGGAGGUGGGGGGUAUUACCGCCAGCAAAGUAAUGAUGGCGGCGGUUAUCAGCAACGUGACGGCGGUUAUCAACAACGUGAUGGUUACCAGCAGCGAGAAGGCGGUUAUCAGAACCGAGAUGUAGGUUACCAACAGCGCGAUGGUGGAUUCCAGCAGAGGGAUGGAGGUUACCAACAAAGAGAUGGAGGUUAUCAACAGCGAAGUGGUUAUCGAGGAUCAGGUGGAUACAGAGGUGGCCGUAGUGCCCGAGGUGGAAAUGGUGGUGGGAGCAAUAGAGAUUCCGAAUCCACCGGCCAACCCAGAGGAGGAUACAACCAGAGAAGGACCUGGCAACAACAAGAGAAUCGAACGUAGAGUUGUUCGUUGACUGGCUGCUGAAGCGUAUUUGAAACGAAGAAUGAUUCUGUCGAACAUUUGAUGAGAGAUGUGGGGGGCAUUUGGUGUGAGAGGUUCUGUUUGGUAGAGUUGGGAAACGGCGUAUGAUAAGUGGUGUGAGCGGUGCGAGUUGGUGUACAGUUUCUUCGGUUUGUCGUCUUGCCGUUGGUGUGAAGUGAUCGUAACUCUUGUUGGGCCCUCCUCUCGUCUUGUACGGAUCGUUCCUUGCGUCUCUUCAGGUCUCAGUAGCCGGAAAUUGAAGAACGGAUAUUUUUUUUUUUCUAUUUUGCUGUGAGAGGAUCGAUGGAUUUACCUUUGGAUUUAACACCUGGAACAGAAGGAAGUUGAUAUUUUCGUUUUUCUUUUGUUUGUUUCUCACCCGUUAAUUUCCUUAAUUAUUGUAGAGACUUUUGACUUGUUUUUCCUUUUUCUCGUCUAUUCAUAUUUUGCAUCUGUCCCCAGUUCACUCAGUUUGUCUCCCAACUGCCCCCUUUACAUUGUUCCCGUCCCAUUUCCAAUAUUUCUGAAUGAAUGUGUGUGGGGUGUAAUGAUUAAAAGUCAUGUAAUUGAGCAAGAUGGUCAACUUUGUCGGAAUUGCAAAGAUGUGCUACGCUUCGGAACCGCGAGUGAUUUUUACACGACGUGUCAAAUCGUAAAUUUUCGUAUUCUACGUGACUCGCGCCUCGUCCAUACUUUUUGGUAAAUAUAAUUCCACGACUUGUGAAGAACACCGGCAAAUGGCACUCGACCGGCUUCUGUAUUGGUUAUUUGCUCCUAUAUUGUGGGCAUGUACUCAAAGCUCGUAAAAAACAGAAGCACAAUAAAAUAUAAAACGUCGUGUAAUCAA